This is a messenger RNA of Saccostrea cuccullata (small rock oyster), 3407 nucleotides long. RefSeq lists its product as uncharacterized. Bases 313 to 3051 code for a protein of 912 amino acids. Lineage: Eukaryota; Metazoa; Mollusca; Bivalvia; Ostreida; Ostreidae. Gene Ontology annotation, biological process: protein ubiquitination. Gene Ontology annotation, molecular function: metal ion binding; ubiquitin-protein transferase activity. The record is from RefSeq and is a predicted model, not a curated record. The transcript is spliced from 20 exons.
UUGGGGAAUUCCAGUUUCAGUUUCAUCCCAAGAACUUUCAUGAUAUUUUACUGACUAGGUAAUGCUUAGUGUAAAGGGAUAUCAGAUAUUUAUCAUUUCAGCGUUUGAUUUUGCUCAAGUACAUUCUUUAUGGCUUGUUUAUUAUUCUUCCUUCCCGGCAAAAAAUAGAAGAGAACAAAACUACUUUCGUUUUGAUAUUGGAGGGUAGAUAUUGAAAAAGAAAGUUGCUUUAAGCCAAAGGGAUUACCAGUAUUCUAAAGGCUGGUAGGUGAAAACAUAUUAAAAUUGGUGGGGAUGACUUAAAGAAUAACAAUGGCUUUCGGUAAUGAUAUUAUAACAACUGUAGUGCAGCGAAUUUUAGAGGAACAGUUCCAUGCCUUUCAUCAGAGGUUUGAAUCUUUAGAAUCCCGAGUUGAAGAAAUCCAUUCAUAUGUUCGGAAUCUCCAACAAGACACUUCCGAGAUAUUGAAUAUCGUUGACGAUUUACAAAGUUCCGUUGAAGCCACCAGAAAGACCUCACGUAAGACCAACAACUUUGUACGACGAAUUUCUCAGAAUCUGAAUGGACCUAAUGACUUUUCCCGACUUUCUCGUCUCAAAACAAGUCUGUACGGGUCAGUUGACAGUAUCCAAACUCACUCAGCAUCCAGUGAAGAUUCUGGUGAAGUGGGACCCAGGAGGAGAAGGAGGAGAUCUGUCCGGCGGAGCCCCAACAACCACAGUCCCUCACUAGGCAGGUUAAAGAGGGCAUCACAGGAUCAACCAGUAACCGUCAGAUACUCACCAUCAGAGCCGGUGAAUUCAACCCAAAAUGGAAUAUCAGUUGCACAUGUGCAGCCAUCUGAUGAUGACAAAGGGGAGCUGAAAAAUGACCUUACAGCAGGUAAAGUGGAACCUGAAAAUAGAGAACCUGUCGGUUUCAAGCCUGUACCACCUUCGACGAACAACAAUGACCAGACCAUGGCGGCUAACUCCCAACCCUUAGCAGCUAAUUCCAAACCCUUAGCGGCUACCCCUCAACACACUGAACCCAUUGUCCUUCAGCCAUCAAGCAGUGAACUGCAGGAAGCAACUGCUGCCCCACAGUCUCGAGGGACAAUAAGCUAUGAAAGUCCAGAGAGGUUUUUAGAAUCCAUCAAUAUACAAAUCAAAGACCAUAACUUAAUGUCUGCACUAGGAAGGGUAUUCAAAGAUUUUCCCUCCCAUCCUAAUUUCCCCACAGGACUGUACACCCUGCUGUUGUUAGAUGUCUCCAACAGUGUCAAUAGCACCACCUUCAAACAAGUGGAGAAUUUUGUGGGACAAAUGGUUGAUGAUGUGGAGAAUUCAGCUGCAGAACACAACCUGGAGGAGAUGAUUGCUGUACUCACAUUCGGGGGCCAUUGCGAGGUCCUACAGCACUUUACCAAUGACUACAUGCCUGUCAAAGAUGCACUGGAUAAGGCCCAUGUUGGUGGGAAAUCUCCCUUGCUGUUUGGACUGAUCAUGGCUAUGGCUUACUGUAAUAAGUUUGCAAAGCGAGUAAAAGUAAAUGGCCACAUAAUUACCCCCAGAAUAAUAAUUUUUACUGAUGGAUACGCAACAGAAAGUUUAGAAAAGGAUGCUUGUUUUGGAGGAGAUUAUGAACCUAAUGCAAUCAGGGUGCAGUCUGAUUUAUUUAAGUUCCUCCCAGUUCUGGAACAAACUCCAGUCAGUGUUAGCUGUGUAGGUGUUGGGGAGUGCAACCAGGUUUUCCUUCAAGACAUUGCUAAGAUGUGUCAUGGACGCUUUUACCCACUAUCUACCCAGAAUGCACCAAAACUAGGUCGAUACUACCUCUAUCAGGAUCCUGUAACCAGGGUAAAGAGUGCUGUUGCUCAGCCUGGAAAUUUCCAGAGAGAUCUUGCAGACAUUGUUUAUGAAUUCACACAGAAAUCACACUUCAGUGAUGUAGACAAGGAGGAAAUUCUGGAGCUGUUAAGGCUUGAUAACAUCAAAUGUCCAGUGACUGUUCCACAGCCUGCCAACACAACCCCUAAAUCUCCGACCCCUACCCCAAAAUCUCCACCACCUACCCCUAAACCCCCACCCCCUCAACCUGAAAUUCAGCCCGCCCCAGUUGUGUUGGAGCAUCCUCCACCCAGCUCAUCAGAACCUAGGAAUGUUCCAGGUGAUUGUAAUAUACAGCCAUCAAAACCAACUUUAAAUCAAAACGCAAAUAAAGCUGAGAAAAUGAGAUUGGAUAUCCCUCCCACACCCACUUCAAUGGAUGUUCUUGUCUCAUCUCCAGAAGUGGAACGUUCAGACGGAGAGCUGUUUGAUAAAUAUGGACCGCCCUGUAACCGAUGUCAUGCCUGGGGAUCACGAGUCAUCAGGGGAGAGGACUGGAAGUGGCACGAUGACCAGAAUUCACCUGGAACUGUAGUCGCCCACAAAUCUGAGGGAAUGGUUGUUGUGAAAUGGGACUGUGGGUCUCAUGGGGAGUACCCUCAGGAAAAUCUGUACAAAAUCACUGAACCGAGACAGCUCAAGCGUGGAGAGGUCGUGGAAGUUGGAUGUUCAGUCAAGCGUGGGCCUGACUGGAAGAGAGGGGAUGAAGACGGUGGUCAAUCAAGCGUGGGAACCGUCAUCCGUAAACACAAAAACAACACUGUCUCUGUGGUUUGGCCAAUAGGAAUUGUUGAUCGCUACAGUUUUGGAGAAAGAGGAAAAGAAGUGGAAGUGGUGGGUAGCGACACUACACCACCUCCUCAAAUGCCUUUAGCAGAGGGGCCACGGGAAUCAGACACCAGACAAGCUAUGGAAGGGGAAAUUAUCCUUUGGCAGUGGAUUGAUGAAACAAAUGUGCUUCAUACACUCUCAAAAGAAGAGUCAGUAAGGCUGGAAGAUGUAUACCAGAAAAAGUCAGGGACAAUAAUAGUAGGAUACAAGGGGCUACAACUUCGCUGCCAACCAGCUCAAAUGAAGUACAGGGACUGUGGCGGAAAGAGUAGAACAGGAAAACUGAUACGUAAAGUGUGCAACCAUGAUGAGGCUGAAACAUAUUACUGCAUUGAAACCUUGUCACAGUAGUGAAGAAGCAUUAGGAACACAGAAAUACAGCUAGUAUAUGAUGGAACCACACAUAUUCUUGGAGUUUAUAGCAUAAAAUGAAAAAUACAAGCAGAUUUUUGUACAGUUAGACUGCUGUUUUGAAUGGGUUUUUUUUUUUGGUAUGGUCAGAUUUAUGAGGUUUUUUUUCACCCAGUAUUCUGAUAUUUUUAAUGUAUGUGAGUACAUUUAUAUUAUUUCUUAUGCUGACUGUGUUAAUCUCUAGUCAGUCGGAAUCGCCUGUAUACUUUGUUGCAUUUUUUUUGCAAAUAUGAUUAUUAUUCAUGAAAAAAUGAAUUAUUUUGUGAUUUUUUUUCAAAAACACCAAAGAUUAUAGA